Cicer arietinum (chickpea) is the source of this 503-nucleotide messenger RNA. Lineage: Eukaryota; Viridiplantae; Streptophyta; Magnoliopsida; Fabales; Fabaceae. The record is from RefSeq and is a predicted model, not a curated record.
UGUCAAUCCAAAAGAAAAAUACUAAUCAAAUUACAUAAGGAAAAAAAUAAUGAAGUCCAACCUUUUUGCCUUGUUGCUUAUUUUCUCUCUUCUCAUGGUUGGUAACAUGAGCAAUGCAAGAAAAGAUGUGGGAGAGUAUUGGAAGAAUAAGAUGAAUGAGCAAGUUAUGCCAGAAGCAAUUAAAAACCUUGUUCAAGUUCAAAAACAAGAUCAUUUUGUUAGGGAUUUUGAUGUUCACCCUAAUAUCAUUUUAUAUCAUACACAUGUUCAUGAGAAUAAGGAGAAGCCUUUCGAACCUUAAGUAAGGAACUUAUUAGAGUCAUUGUUACCAAAAAGGGUUGAAGUUAAACCUUAUAAGACUAAUAAACUAUAAAUUAGAUUCUUAAAUAUAUGGAGCCAUCAAGGCAUUGUUAUGACUAUAUGAACUAUGUCAUUGUUUGAUAUAUAAAAUGUCAUUUAUGUAUGCCGAUAAAUAAAUAAAUAAAUAUCUUCGUUAUUGUUAA